This is a messenger RNA of Aureococcus anophagefferens, 849 nucleotides long. RefSeq lists its product as hypothetical. Lineage: Eukaryota; Pelagophyceae; Pelagomonadales; Pelagomonadaceae. Gene Ontology annotation, cellular component: microtubule cytoskeleton. Gene Ontology annotation, biological process: microtubule severing. The transcript has a single exon. The annotation marks the transcript as partial. Gene Ontology annotation, molecular function: ATP hydrolysis activity; ATP binding. The record is from RefSeq and is a predicted model, not a curated record.
GUGACCAUGGACGACGUCGUCGGCCUCGAGGCCGCCAAGGGCGCCCUCAACGAGGCCGUCGUGCUGCCCAUGCUCGUGCCCGAGCUCUUCACGGGCAUCCGGAGCCCGUGGCGCGGCGUCUUGCUGUUCGGCCCGCCGGGCACGGGCAAGACGCUGCUGGCCAAGGCCGCGGCGGGCGUCGAGGGCGCGACGUUCUUCAACGUCUCCGCGGCGACGCUCGCGUCGAAGCACCGCGGCGAGUCGGAGAAGCUGGUGCGCGCGUUGUUCGCGCGCGCGCGCGGCGAGGACCGCGGCGUCGUCUUCUUCGACGAGGUCGACGCGCUCUGCGCGCGGCGCGGCGGCGACGGCGAGCACGAGGCGUCGCGGCGCCUCAAGACGGAGCUGCUCACGCAGCUCGACGGCGUCCGCGGCGCCGCGGAGCGCGUGACCGUCCUCGCGGCGACGAACCGGCCCUGGGACCUCGACGACGCCGUGCUCCGGCGCCUCGAGCGGCGCGUCCACGUCCCGCCGCCGGGGCCCGCGGGGCGCGAGGCGCUGCUGCGGCUCUCCCUCGAGGGCACGAAGCACGCCAUGUCGGACGCGGACGUCGCCGCGCUCGCGGCGAGGGCCGAGGGCUACAGCGGCGCGGACGUCGUCCUGGCCUGCCGCGAGGCGUCGAUGAUGCCCAUGCGCCGCCUCAUCGACGGCGUCGACCCGGCGGACCUCGCGGCCGUCGCCGCGGACCUCGACAACGAGCCCGUCUCGCUCGCGGACUUCUCCGCGGCGUUCGCGAGCACGAAGCCGUCGAUCACGCCCGCGGACGUCGACAAGCACCUCGCCUGGGCGGCGCGCUUCGGGGCGGGGAACUAA